Molecule: messenger RNA, 1349 nt
Organism: Toxorhynchites rutilus septentrionalis
Lineage: Eukaryota; Metazoa; Arthropoda; Insecta; Diptera; Culicidae
Product: solute carrier family 66 member 3
Exons: 4
Coding region: 406-1047 (213 amino acids)
Source: RefSeq, a predicted model, not a curated record
UAGCAACCUCAACAAUCACCCAAAUUCAUUCAAAACAGUCGGUUCAUUCAUGAAAACAUAUUCUUUUUUAAACGCCAUCCUGGCAGAUGUUGGGUGAUGACAGAAUGCAUGAAUGUUUUAUUAUUGGUAGUGUUUGGUUGAACAAUCGGCAUCAAUUAACACUCAUAAAGUGUCGUUAGUCACUUGACUUUGUUCAGCCAUGACUUUGAAAAUUAUACCAUUGUAAUAUACGAUCCCAUCAGAACUGGAAAAACUGUAAUUCGUUGAUAGAAGACUAUUUUUACUCGCUGGCCGAUGCCACCGUUCUCCUAGUCAUGUAGAAUUAGCUUCAAAUUUGAACGUGAAAAUCUAGUAAAUCUAAAGAAAAAUAUCUAAAUCGCGCAUCAAAGGAGAGCAAUAACGAAGAUGGACUCUCAGGAUAACAACGGAGGAGUCCUUUACAUAAUCGCCGACUUUCUGUCGUUGAUUACUAUCGCUUCCUGUCUGGUGUCCAAGAUACCGCAGAUUCAAACGGUACAACGGCUCCGUUCGGCCACGGGAUUGUCCCUGAAUGGCCUCCUCAUGGAGCUGUGUAGCUACACCGUGACGAUGUUGUACAACUUCAUCAACCAGUAUGCCUUCCUGUCCUACAUGGAGUAUCCCAUUCUGCUGAUCCAAAACUAUGUGCUGGUGUAUGUUGUGCUCAAGUAUAAAAAUUUGCUCAACAAAUCGGCAUGCAUUUGGGCUGGUGUGUAUGCGGCGGUGUUUGUCUGUUUUGCCACCAGUAUUAUCCCGGGAAGUGUACUGAUGAUGCUUGUGCCUCUGACGACCCCAGUUGGAGCCACAAGUAAAGUGAUGCAAUUGCUAGCUAUCCUGCGCACUAAAGAUUCCGAGUCGGUUAGCCUGAUUACAUGGGGCAUUUCAGCUUUUACGAAUUCAACACGCAUUUACACUAUCCUACUCGACUCGGCUGAUAAGAUGCUGCUAGCCAAUUUUGGAAUCUCCACCAUUUUAAGCUCGUCCGUUUUUCUCGCUGCUUGGUAUUACAAGAAACCCAAGCAGGAAUAAUAACGGCGGAUUCUCGAACAAGAGGCUUCCUAUGUCGAUACAGCUAUUUUGCUGGGAUAUAAACACGCCAAACAGUCGUUGCACGCUUUAGACUGGGAACAGCAACAGUAAUUCGAUCUAAUCGCUACAACACCAAAUACUACCGACACUCGUCUUUAGUAUGUUUGUUACAGCACUUUUUCUAGUCUUGAUGAUUCUAGUAGGUUGUACUUGCGCACAAGUAAUUUUUAACUUAGUUCGAUUUAAUUAGAUACAAGCGUUGUAUGCGUCAAAAAAGACAAAUAAAAUAAGUUUUUAUUCUA